UUGCCAGAUGACUCGGUGCCCGCAGUCUUGCCAGAUGACUCGGUGCCCGCAGUCUUGCCAGAUGACUCGGCGCCCGCAGUCUUGCCAGAUGACUCGGUGCCCGCAGUCUUGCCAGAUGACUCUGCGCCCGCUGUCUUGCCAGAUGACUCGGCGCCCGCAGUCUUGCCAGAUGACUCGGCGCCCGCAGUCUUGCCAGAUGACUCGGUGCCCGCAGUCUUGCCAGAUGACUCGGUGCCCGCAGUCUUGCCAGAUGACUCGGUGCCCGCAGUCUUGCCAGAUGACUCGGCGCCCGCAGUCUUGCCAGAUGACUCGGUGCCCGCAGUCUUGCCAG
Molecule: messenger RNA, 331 nt
Organism: Staurois parvus
Lineage: Eukaryota; Metazoa; Chordata; Amphibia; Anura; Ranidae
Source: the annotation of a GenBank genome assembly